AUGGACGAAGCCGGUGAUACAACUCCACGGGUAGUGGAAAAACUGGACGUCGAGGACGAAGAGGAUAGACAAGCUAGAAUCCAAUCAUACCUUGAAAAACUGAAUGCAUCUUCUCAGACGAGGAACUUUACGCGUCCAUCUGGUAUUCCUGAGUUUAAAUUCGAUUUUGGUGACAGGACAACGUUUCCUGUCGUGCCUAAUACAGAGCUUCUGUCUCGCGUGCAGGCGUUCCUUCCUCAACUUGAGGCAUCGAACGCAAUCCUAACUCAGCGCGCCCAAGAAGACCCAAGCAGUGUUGAUAUUGAGCAUAUUCCAGAGGGCAUGGACCAAUACAUCGAGAUGAAUCUGGGUCUUGGAGUGUUUGAAGAUCGGUCUCACAUUGCGAAUCAGGGUGAUGAAGACUCCGAAAUGUCCACAUCCUCUUCCUCAUCAUCCGAAUCUUCAGACAAGGCGCGUGAUAACGACGACGAUGAUGAUUCGGACGCGGACUCGGACGAAUCCUCUGAAAUCAUAACCUCCUUCGUACCUUCCAGGCCCAUUAAACCUCUUCCCAGACGCGCCUCGACCAAGCCAAACCCUGGUAUUGUUGUCCUAGACGAACAGCCGCAAUCUCAAUCUUAA
Psilocybe cubensis is the source of this 621-nucleotide messenger RNA. RefSeq lists its product as uncharacterized. The coding region runs from base 1 to 621 and encodes 206 amino acids. Lineage: Eukaryota; Fungi; Basidiomycota; Agaricomycetes; Agaricales; Agrocybaceae. The record is from RefSeq and is a predicted model, not a curated record. Gene Ontology annotation, biological process: box C/D snoRNP assembly. The transcript has 4 exons. Gene Ontology annotation, molecular function: box C/D methylation guide snoRNP complex binding.